UCAUUCGACUCUGGGAGAUCCUUCUCCGCCCCUCUUAAAAUAAAGCGACUGGCUAUCAUUUUGGUUUCGUAUUCUACACAGAACUAAGGUAGCACCUGCACUUUUGUUCUAUAGUUUGUUAAUAAUGAAUAGACCUUCUGGUUAUGACGUGGACACUGAAAAACGAACUGUUGGUCUUCGAAAUUUAGAAGAACGGAUUUUUGUAUUACUUUUAGCGCUUGUCGGAGUCGCAUUUGGAGGUUACGUCAUUUACUUGAUGUACAAUAGCGUCACUAUCAGUGAAAGAUGAUCAGACGAGUCGGGAGGUUUCAACGGGUAUAUAAUUCUUGAGUAAUUGUUUUAUGAUUUUUUUUAAAUUUUAACAUUGUAAUAAAGAAGUUUCAUUUCUGA
Molecule: messenger RNA, 390 nt
Organism: Caenorhabditis elegans
Lineage: Eukaryota; Metazoa; Nematoda; Chromadorea; Rhabditida; Rhabditidae
Gene: F09B12.7
Product: Movement protein
Exons: 3
Coding region: 125-289 (54 amino acids)
Source: RefSeq, marked reviewed